Molecule: messenger RNA, 1488 nt
Organism: Rhipicephalus sanguineus (brown dog tick)
Lineage: Eukaryota; Metazoa; Arthropoda; Arachnida; Ixodida; Ixodidae
Product: ionotropic receptor 93a
Exons: 9
Coding region: 1-1488 (495 amino acids)
Biological process (GO): monoatomic ion transport
Cellular component (GO): membrane
Molecular function (GO): ligand-gated monoatomic ion channel activity; signaling receptor activity
Source: RefSeq, a predicted model, not a curated record
AUGGACUGGAACCCACAACCGCCGCUGCUCAGUGUGACCUACCAGCUGAUUGAAAACGCCACGAGCGUCGGAUACAAGGGACAUUCCGAGUGGUCUGGGUCGUUAGGUGACCUCAACAGGAGGGCAACCGACCUGGUGUCGUUCAUGGACAUAACGGAGGAACGCAUGGACGCCUUUUCGCUCACCGACAACAUCAUCAGCCACCCCGUGGCGAUGCUGAUGCAGACGCCCAAGAUCAUGUCCCGCAAGAUGCUCUUCGUGCAGCCCUUCACCACACAGGUUUGGGUUCUUGUCGUAAUCAGCGUCCCAGUCGUGAGCGUGGAACUCUGGCUGGUCUACAACUGGUCUCCCGAAGAAGCACCUCGACGCCGAAAAGGACGUGGUUUGUCGGAGCUCCACAACUGCGCGUGGUACACUUACGGCGCGCUGUUGCAGCAAGGCGGGGUGCACCUUCCGGUGGGCACCUCUUCUCGCUUAGUGAUGUGCACCUGGUGGUUGUACGUGGUGAUCGUGAUGGCCUACUACAGCAGCAACCUGAUCGCCUUCCUCACGGUGCCGGAACCGCAGUGGCUCGUCUCGUCCUUCCGGGAAGCCGUGGCAAGGGAGGACAUACACAUCUACAUUACUCACGGCACGGGUCUUCACCAGGAGAUACUGAAGUCGUCGAGUGAGCAAUUCGUCAGGCUUCGGCAGCGACUGGGAUUCACUGCUACAGCCGUGCAUGAUGUCAGAACUAUCAUCGAUCGAGUGGCAACUGGAAAGGCCAUACUUCUAGCGGAUAAAAUGCUGGCGGAAGCGCUUGCCAUCGCAGAUUACAAGAACCAGCAGGAGCAGCGCUGUCGCGUCGCCGUCUUCAACGAUGACAUCAUGCUCAUCAGCCUCGGAAUCGGCGCUCGCCGAGGGAGCCCCUUCGUUCAGGCCUUGAACCGCCACUUCUUCCAGCUGCGAAUUUCGGGCAACCUACGUUUCCUGCUGAAGAACCACCGCGAGAAGCCACACGCCUGCAUUCGCGACUACGAAGAGGACACGCGUGGCCUGUCAAAGCCCAUCGGCCUGUCCGAGCUGGAGAGCGCCUUCUUGCUGCUACUGCUCGGCACCGCGAUCUCCAUGUUGAUCGUGCCUGUUGAGUUCGUCGCGCGCUGGGCUCGCACUAGACGCAGAGCGCGGAUGCUGAUGCCUUCGGGGACGACAUCGGGCCUUGACAGCGCUUGGUGGAUGCCCGAUGACCACAAGACUCGGCCUUUUAUCAGCCUGCGACACGGCUGGAAGCGUGCCGAAGAGGCUGUCUGGACCACGGUCGGUCCAGGAGGCCACGUGAUCAGCGACUGCUACCCAGCGUUCGGCCAGUUCGGCCGUCGGCCCCUGUACGUGAAUCAGGCGCCGCCAUUCCCUUUCUACCAGCCCUGCUGGGGUGGAACAGCAGCCGAAGAGGAGCCGGCGCAGGGCAGACGGCGCGGACACGUAGUCAUGGUCGGCAACUGGCCGUGA